Messenger RNA from Rhipicephalus sanguineus (brown dog tick), 1361 nucleotides. RefSeq names its product glucose-induced degradation protein 8 homolog. Bases 295 to 1029 code for a protein of 244 amino acids. Lineage: Eukaryota; Metazoa; Arthropoda; Arachnida; Ixodida; Ixodidae. Gene Ontology annotation, biological process: proteasome-mediated ubiquitin-dependent protein catabolic process. Gene Ontology annotation, molecular function: protein binding. The transcript has 4 exons. Gene Ontology annotation, cellular component: cytoplasm; nucleus. The record is from RefSeq and is a predicted model, not a curated record.
GUGUUUGCUUUGGUAGCUUUGCUUGUUGUGUUUGCGUGGUGUGGGCAAGGCAAGGCUGUGUGCUGCUGCUUGUCGCACGAAAGCACCGUUUCUUGUGCGCUCAACUCUAGCCUUUGCGAUAGUUCGACGCCUCCUAAACGAAUUAUGAUCCGUGUGCGCGUCGUUGAGAAAUGUGAGAGUUGCCGAUACCGUCACGACUAAGCUCCAAGCUGACCUCGCAACUUGUCCGCAGUCCGAGCUCACUCGAGUGUUGUGUGGUUUUUACAUCGCAGCUGGGUCAGCUGAGCCGCAGCCAUGAGCCAAAGCUCGACAUCUCUCAGCAAAUCCAGGUCUAGUGACAAGGCAACGCCCAGCACGGAGGAGCCGAAUCGUGCAGAGUGGCUGGAGAGGUUAGAUGGCGUACACCUUCACCGCACCGACUUGAACCGGCUAGUCAUGGACUACCUGGUCACCGAGGGCUUCAAAGAGGCUGCCGACAAGUUCCGGCUCGAAGCUGGCGUGGUCCCGCCCGUGCCUCUGGACUCUCUGGACGAACGCAUCCGGAUACGAGACUGCCUCCAGGAGGGUCGAGUGCUGGAGGCAGUGGCCCUGCUCAACGGUCUCCGCCCCGAGCUGCUGGACAAUGACCGAUGCCUGCUGUUCCACCUUCGACAGCAACACCUCAUCGAACUCAUCCGCGAGGGGCGCACCGAGGAGGCUCUCGCCUACGCCCAGGACCACCUCAGCGAGUGCGGAGAGGAGAACCCUCAGGUGCUGUCCGAACUGGAGCGAACGCUAGCACUGCUGGCCUUCGAGGAACCGCAGUCGAGUCCGUUCGGCGACCUGCUUCAUCCAUCGCAGCGCCAGAAGGUGGCCAGCGAAGUGAACGCUGCCCUGCUGGAGGAUCAGAGCACCACACGGCCGCAGCUGUCCGUCAUGCUGCGCCUUCUGCUCUGGGCACAGGACCAGCUGGAGCAGCUGCCACCGGGGGCGCCGCGGUUGCGCUACCCGAGAGUCACGCAACUGGCCGACCCGUUCCCCCAACAGUAGUAGUGGCAACAAGAUGCACCGUUCGAAGCUCAUCGUUUUUUGCCCGUGUGGUGGCAUUAACUUCACCGUUCGCCGCGACGAAGGACCCUGCACGCGAGGAUAUAAAGCUGCACUUCAACCCCCUAUCUUCCGCUCCAGCGCAGAAGAAGCACGUGACCUCUGCCGUGCAAUGAUGACCUACACUCCCGCGGAAAGCACUUCUGCUGCGCAAAGUUCUGGCUAUGUCCGAAGAAGUGUUCUUGCUUGAGGGGCGUAUCUGCUAUUCCCGGUGGAUGGGAGGAGUUGGCAGACUUCACUCUUUUUCUUUUGGACAUAAUAAAUGAUUUCACACU